Messenger RNA from Octopus bimaculoides (California two-spot octopus), 462 nucleotides. Its product is annotated as keratin, type II cytoskeletal 2 epidermal. Lineage: Eukaryota; Metazoa; Mollusca; Cephalopoda; Octopoda; Octopodidae. The record is from RefSeq and is a predicted model, not a curated record.
AUGGAUAAAGGAGACCAGAUAUCGAGGAGUGGACACUAUAUCGGUUAUAUAUUCCUGGAGGUGACAACAUGGCGCUUUGAGAAGGAUUUGGCUACUGCUUCGCUAAAUGCUGGAAUACGACGCGGAGGCUACACUGGUCAAAUCUCAAUGGGCGCUAUUAAGAAUGAUAUUGGUGUAAAGGUAGCAGUUGGUGGGUGUGGUAGUUGUACUGGUAGUCGCGGUGCUGGAGGUAGUGUUGUGGUUGGUUGUAGUGAUGGUGGUUGUAGUGGUUGUCGUGGUGAUGGUAAUCGUGGUGGUUGUGAUAGUGGUGGUAAUGUAGGUGCUGUUGAUGACGUGAGUAGUGGCGGUGGCGGUGGUGGUGGUGGUGGUGGUGAUGGUGGCCGUGGCGACGGUGGCGGCGGUUAUGACAAUGAAGUAGUUUGUGAUAGUGGUGAUAGCGGUUAUAAUGGUGCAGUAACAUGA